Messenger RNA from Anarrhichthys ocellatus (wolf-eel), 1086 nucleotides. It is a transcript of the gene opn8a, whose product is annotated as opsin 8, group member a. Gene Ontology annotation, biological process: G protein-coupled receptor signaling pathway. NCBI's taxonomy places the organism in Eukaryota, Metazoa, Chordata, Actinopteri, Perciformes, Anarhichadidae. Gene Ontology annotation, molecular function: G protein-coupled receptor activity. Gene Ontology annotation, cellular component: membrane. The coding region runs from base 1 to 1086 and encodes 361 amino acids. The record is from RefSeq and is a predicted model, not a curated record. The transcript has 4 exons.
AUGGAUGAUAAAUACAAGUCCAAACUGUCACCUGCGGUUGAUUUUUGGGCAGGGAUGUAUCUGGUGACAAUUGCUGUCCUGUCUAUCAUUGGGAAUAUGGCAGUCCUGGUCAGUGCAGCUCGUCGCGCCGCCCUGCUCAAAGCUCCCGAGCUGCUGACGGUGAACUUGGCCGUAACGGACAUCGGCAUGGCCCUCAGCAUGUAUCCUCUGUCCAUUGCUUCAGCUUUCAACCACGCGUGGAUUGGAGGGGACAGCUCUUGCCUCUACUACGGCCUGAUGGGCAUGGUCUUCAGCAUAACCAGCAUCAUGACUCUGGCUGUGAUGGGGAUGGUCAGGUACCUGGUAACAGGAAGUCCACCAACCACAGGUAUCAAGUUUCAGAGGAAAACCAUCAGUAUUGUGAUCAGUGCGAUCUGGCUGUAUGCCAGCCUGUGGGCCUUGUUUCCUCUGCUGGGCUGGGGCAGCUAUGGGCCAGAGCCGUUUGGACUUGCCUGCUCGAUAGACUGGAACAGCUAUGGGAAGUCCCUGAACCACUCCACUUUCAUCAUGACUCUGUCUGUGCUCUGCACAUUCCUCCCCUGUCUUGUCAUCCUCUUCACCUAUUUUGGCAUUGCGUGGAAGCUGCACAGGGCCUACCAAUCCAUCCGGAGCAACGACUUUCAAUGCGGCAAUGUGGAGAAGAAAAUCACUCUUAUGGCUGUGAUGAUCAGUUCAGGUUUCCUUUUAGCUUGGACCCCCUACGUGGCCGUCAGCUUCUGGAGCAUGUUUCACUCCCAGGAGCAGAACCACAUCGCUCCGUUCGUCACCCUGUUACCGUGCCUCUUCGCCAAGAGCUCCACCGUAUACAACCCUUUCAUAUACUUCAUCUUCCAGCGCACCUCCUGGCAGGAGCUCCUCCGCCUCCAGAGACAGAUGUUUUGUUGUUCGCAUCGGGCCAGUUCACCUGCCGAAGGAGGGAAGCUCAAAGGCGAAAUGGUAAAAGGUUCUGAUUGCACCGUUUUGGAGAAUGGGACUGAUGGAACCUGUGUGGGUCGAAUGGGAGCUCCAGGCUUACAGUCUGUGAGUCAGAUGACACCUUUGGACUAA